Molecule: messenger RNA, 4912 nt
Organism: Nicotiana tabacum (common tobacco)
Lineage: Eukaryota; Viridiplantae; Streptophyta; Magnoliopsida; Solanales; Solanaceae
Biological process (GO): translational initiation
Cellular component (GO): cytoplasm; mitochondrion
Molecular function (GO): GTP binding; GTPase activity; translation initiation factor activity
Source: RefSeq, a predicted model, not a curated record
ACAAAGCAUACCCUAUAAACUAUUCUCACAUAUCAAACCCUUUCUCCAUUUGCUUCUUUCUUAUCGGCCGAUUCCUCAAUCUCUCCAUUUCUCUCUCUUUUCAAUCUUUCAGGGUUUUGAAGGUCUGUUUUGAUUCCUGUUUUUAUUGGAUAAGUAAUACAUCAUCUGCCGAAACUGCUAGUAGUUAAGUUGAAUAAUGGGGAGAAAGAAGGGGACAGAACGCGAAGAGGAUAACCCUGAGCCCGCCAAGCAGGUUGCGGGUGGUGGGGGAGGUAAGUCGAAGAAGAAGAAUCGGGGGGUGAUUGACGAUGAUGAGUACUCUAUCGGAACUGAAUUGUCUGAAGAACCUUCGGUUCAGGACGAGUCACUACCGGCUGCACCUGCCUUUGGUAAGAAAAAGGGCAAGAAGGGCAAGAAAUCGGGGCCCAGAGAUGAUGACGACGAUGACGAUGAAAUGGACGAGAAGCAUGUUGUGAAAGAGGAUGAUGUGCCAGAAAUUAUUUUUGCAGGUAAAAAGAAGUCAUCUAAGAAGAAGAAUGUGGCAAUUGAUGAUGAUGAGUACUCUGUUGGAACAGAGUUAUAUGAAGAGCCUGUGGUUGUGGAAGAAAAAGUAGCAGGUGGCAAGAAAAAAGGUAAAAAGGGGAAGAAGGGUGGUGGGGCAAAUGCCUCUAAUUAUGGAGUACUUGGAGAGGAUGAUGAUGAGGAAGACAGGUUGGAUCUAACGAGGGAUAGUGACCAAGAAGAUGAAAGCAUUGCCCCCUUCUCUGGGAAAGUGAAGAAGUCGAAGCCGGGUAAAGGCAGUGCAAGUGUGUUUUCUACAGCUUUUGAUACAAUUGGUGAUGAGGAUGAUGAUGAAACUGGGCAACAAUCUGAGGAAGAUGAAGAACCAGUGGUUGCUAGUACAGGGAGGAUUGGUGACAAUUCAUUUAGUUCAGCACUUCUUGAUGAAGAAGAAGAGGCAGAUACUUCUGUUUCUAAGUUGGAGGCUGAGACAGUUGAAGAGGAUGAUGAGCCAGAACUUAUUUUUGCAGGUAAAAAGAAGUCAUCUAAGAAGAAGAAAAAAGGUGCUGUCAGCAUGAAUGAAGACGAUGUUAGGGAAGAAGCUGAACCUGUACAAGCUAGCACGUCGUUUAAUCCUGAAGAAGCUGAUGAUAAUAGAAGCAAAAAGCAGGUGCCAGAAACUUCUAAGAACAAAACCAAGAAGAAAAAGGGUGGGCGUACAGUUCAAGAAGAUGAGGAUGAGAUUGACAAGAUCCUAGCAGAGCUUGGUGAAGCACAAGCUCCUGCUCCUGCUCCUUCUGAAGAGAAAGUGCAGGUGCAAGAUAAAUCGAAGAAGAAAAAGGGUGGUAAAACGGUUCAAGAGGAGGAUGACAUUGACAAAAUUCUGGCGGAAAUUGGUGAAGGGCAAGAUACAUCUGCACUGCCUCCUGCUUCUCUUCCACAAGAGGAGAAAGAUCAACUAGGUGAUGAUGCUGCUGAGAAGGAAGCAGUAGAAGAAGGAGCUGUGGAGUCUGCUGCUGCAAAGAAGAAGAAAAAGAAGAAGGAGAAGGAAAAAGAGAAAAAGGCAGCUGCAGCAGCUGCAUCUAAUGUGGAGGAAAAGCAGGAAGAAACAAAAAAUGAUGCAAAAGGAAAAUUGACGGAUAAGAAACAGUCAAAGCAGGUUAGGGAGAUGCAAGAGAGACUCAAAAAGAUGAAGGAAGCUGAAGAAAGGAAGAAGAGGGAAGAAGAGGAAAAGCUAAGGAAGGAAGAAGAAGAACGACUUCGUCAGGAAGAACUAGAAAGACUUGCAGAAGAGAAGAAACGUUUGAAAAAGGAGAAAGAGAAGGAAAAGCUCUUGAAGAAGAAACAAGAGGGAAAACUGCUUACAGGAAAGCAAAAAGAAGAAGCUCGAAGAUUAGAAGCAAUGAGGAAGCAAUUUCUUGCUAAUGGUGGGACACUGCCACUCCCGGGGGGUGAGAAUAAGAAAGAGACAACUAAACGGCCCAUUUAUAAAACAAAGAAGUCGAAGCCACAAGCUCAGGCAAAUGGCAAAGCCCAGGAAGAGUCUUUUGAAAGCACAGAAAUUAAAGAACAUCAGCAGGAGAUUGUGUCCGAGGUUAAUUCCAUGGAAACUGAGAAGGUUGAGGAUGUGGAUUCGACGAUUACAGAGGAGAAGUCAGAAGUAGCUGAUGCAGAAGAAAAUGAAGUUGAAGAAGAAGAAGAUGAUGAGGAAUGGGAUGCAAAGAGUUGGGAUGAUGCUGAUCUGAAACUGCCUGGUAAGAGUGCUUUUGAAGACGAGGAGGUAGAUUCAGAACCGCAACCUAUAACUAAGAAAGAGAUUAAGACUGCAAGUUCAUCUGCUCAUGACGCAGCCACUCUGCCUGUUGCUGCCAAGUCUGUUGUUCCUACUCAAAAAGCUGCUGCAACUUUACCAGGUGUACCUAAGAAUGACCAAAGUAGGAGGGGUGAGCCUGAGGAUAGGGUUGCCGACCAAAAUAAGCAGAAAGACAUCCCUGAAGACCGGGUAACAGGAAAACCUGGUGCUCCUCCUAACCAGAGUGAAGACAAUCUCCGGUCUCCUAUUUGCUGUAUUAUGGGUCAUGUUGAUACUGGUAAAACCAAGCUACUUGACUGCAUACGAGGCACUAAUGUUCAAGAAGGUGAAGCUGGAGGGAUUACUCAGCAGAUAGGUGCAACUUACUUUCCAGCCGAGAAUAUACGCGAGAGAACUAAGGAGCUCAAAGCUGAUGCCACACUGAAGGUCCCUGGUUUAUUGGUCAUUGACACUCCUGGACAUGAAUCUUUCACGAAUCUGCGUUCUCGAGGUUCAGGAUUAUGUGAUAUAGCAAUUUUGGUUGUUGACAUUAUGCAUGGGCUAGAACCACAAACCAUAGAGUCACUUAAUCUUCUGAAGAUGAGGAAUACUGAAUUUAUUGUUGCUCUGAAUAAGGUGGAUAGGCUGUAUGGAUGGAAAGUUUGCAAGAAUGCUCCCAUUGUAAAGGCAAUGAAGCAACAGUCCAAAGAUGUUCAGUUUGAGUUUAAUAAUAGGCUCACUCAGGUUGUUACCCAGUUCAAGGAACAAGGAAUAAAUACUGAGUUGUACUACAAAAACAAAGAUAUGGGGAAAGAUACUUUCAGUAUCGUACCAACCAGUGCUAUCAGUGGUGAAGGUAUCCCUGACAUGUUGUUGUUACUUGUUCAAUGGACACAAAAGACAAUGGUAGAGAGACUUACUUUCAGCAAUGAAAUCCAGUGUACGGUUUUGGAGGUUAAGGUUAUUGAGGGUCACGGGACAACCAUUGACGUGGUUUUGGUUAAUGGUGUGCUUCAUGAAGGAGAUCAAAUAGUCGUUUGUGGCAUGCAGGGACCUAUUGUUGCCUCAAUCCGAGCGUUACUAACGCCUCACCCAAUGAAGGAACUCCGAGUAAAGGGAACAUAUUUGCAUCAUAAGAAAAUCAAGGCUGCCCAGGGUAUAAAGAUUACUGCUCAGGGCCUUGAGCAUGCAAUUGCUGGCACUAGUCUAUAUGUUGUGGGGCCUGAUGACGACGUGGAAGACAUCAAAGAAGCAGCUAUGGAAGAUAUGAGGUCAGUGAUGAACAGGAUCGACAAAAGUGGAGAGGGAGUAUAUGUUCAAGCAUCUACACUUGGAUCAUUGGAAGCUUUGCUGGAAUUCUUGAAGACCCCAGACGUAAGCAUACCUGUCAGUGGGAUUGGCAUAGGCCCUGUGCAUAAAAAGGAUGUCAUGAAAGCCAGUGUUAUGCUUGAGAAGAAGAAAGAGUAUGCAACAAUCUUGGCCUUUGAUGUUAAAGUGACACAGGAAGCUCGGGAACUUGCAGAUGAACUUGGUGUCAAGGUUUUCAUGGCUGAUAUUAUAUACCACUUGUUUGAUCAGUUUAAGGCCUACAUGGACACUAUCAAGGAAGAAAAAAAGAAGGAAGUUGCUGAAGAAGCAGUCUUCCCCUGUGUGCUCAAGAUCGUACCAAAUUGUGUCUUCAACAAGAAGGAUCCAAUUGUUCUGGGGGUUGAUGUUCUUGAGGGCAUUGCCAGGAUUGGAACUCCAAUAUGUAUUCCUCAAAAGGACUUCAUUGAUAUUGGUCGUGUUGCAUCCAUUGAGAACAACCAUAAGCCUGUUGACUCUGCGAAGAAAGGCCAGAGGGUGGCUAUUAAGAUUGUCGGAUCUAACCCUGAGGAGCAACAGAAGAUGUUUGGCAGGCAUUUUGAAGAGGAGGAUGAGCUUGUCAGCAAAAUUUCAAGGAGGUCCAUUGACAUACUGAAGACCAAUUUCCGGAAGGACCUGUCUGUUGAGGAUUGGAGACUUGUCGUGAAACUGAAAACCCUCUUCAAGAUAAAUUGACACAGUUUAUUCAUAGCUUUUGGAAGGAGUUGAUUCCUGGGAGUCCUAUAAGCACCACACUUGGGGAUAGCAGUUCAUCGAGUAAUAAGUGGUGAUUUACCAGAAGCGAGGAGUUUGGGCUCCAAAAUAGAAGGCACAUCGGGGACGAAGAUGAGUAGAAAUGAAGUACAUUGGCUUCUUCAAAGAAUUUCCUUUGGUUGGUACUACGAGCGCAUUUUGUACAUGGGGUUUUUUUGGUACGAAAGUGUUAAAAGGAGCACAGAAUUCUGAGAAUUUUCACAGCGUUGACCAAUUGUAGAGGUGAGUAUGUUGUACUGGGGCGUAAAAGUUGGCAACAAAUUUUGUGUGAUACAAAAUUGUGCUUUUGAGUUUGAUAUACAAAAACCUGCAAGAUUACUGGUUGCUAUUGUUGGCAAGUCCCAGUAAUUCUUUUCUGUUUUCUCAGAAUUGUAGACCAUACACACACCGGGAUAUGAAGAAAUUUUCUUCGACGUUGCAAAUCCAGCCCUUAAAUCGACGUUGAUAUGUUACACACAUUUUUAAGUACACCAGCUCAAUGUUCCCUGCCUUUUUAUUUUA